UAUCGUAACGUUAUUAGUUAGUUUACGAAUAUAAUUUUAAUUACGUAAAUAUUCGGAUCCGUCUUAAACGGUGAGCAGUGCGUAAAAAUUCGUGGGGGUGACAUGUUGCGGUGUCGUUGAAUCCAAUGAAUUAUUUCGCACGUUGAACCUAUGGGAGCCCGCAGCACCAGGAUGAGCGACGAUAUGUCUUCUUCAGUGUCGGGUGCAUCUUCGGAAAACGAGUCUGAAGAGGAGAACGAUCUUCUGCAACGGUAUGCCGAUAUCAUCGAGAGCGCAUUCGACAGCGCCCACUCGUACAUUAUGGGUUUCGAUUUUCACGAUCUCAAUAAUCCCAUAAAGAAAGUUAAACAGCCUAAGCCCAACACCAGGGAGUUGGAUCAAAGUUCAUAUUCAGCAAUGACAAAAUUGGCUUCUGGUUUGGGGGAACCUAAAAGAAAAGUGCCAAAAACUUCCAAACAUGUCGUCAACAUGUUGUCUCAAAGAGAGAAUGGAACUUGUGCAACCAAUAAUUUUUCAUAUGGUAAUAGGUGCAGUAUAACUAAUAAAUAUUUACCAAACGAGAUGCAACAAAUAGAUACAUCUAUCGGGAAAUUAUUUUGUGGUGUAUUCUCGAAGGACGGUAACAGAUUCAUCACAGCGUCGCAAGACAGACACUUGCGAAUCUAUAACUCGGAAGUGCCCUCCUAUAAAUUAAUGAAGGCUUUCAGAGCGAGAGACGUUGGAUGGAGUAUCAUUGACGUGGCUUUCAGUCCCGAUCGUCAGCACUUCGUUUACUCCACUUGGUCUUCUGCCUUGCACUUGUGUUCGGUGAACGACAGUUCUGAGCAAGAACCCCUGUGUCUCAUGGACUCGGGCAGGAGAUUUUGUAUAUUUUCCGUGGUUUUCUCGGCGGAUGGUCGUGAGUUACUGGGGGGUGCCAACGAUGCUUGUAUCUACAUUUACGACAGGCAAAGACACUCGCAAACGUUAAAGAUUCCCGCACACGAAUACGACGUGAACAGCGUGGUGUUCGCAGAUGAAAGCUGCCAGAUCAUUUACAGUGGCGGCGACGACGGCAUGGUCCGCGUUUGGGAUCGCCGUGCUCUGGACGAGUCCCGGCCCAAGCACGUCGGCUGCCUCGCCGGCCACGUGGACGGGGUGACCCACGUGGACUCGCGUGGAGACGGCCGCCACCUGAUCUCGAACAGCAAGGACCAGAGCAUCAAGCUGUGGGACAUACGGCGGUUCUCCAGCGAGAGCGCCGCCAGCGCCGCCCUAAAGGUGGUGCAGGAUCAAACAUGGGACUACAGAUGGCAGGAGGUGCCAAAAAAACUGUUUGGAUAUAGGAAUAAGCUUGAUGGCGAUACGUCGGUUAUGACGUACAGAGGACAUGUUGUGAUUAAGACGCUAGUGAGAUGUAGAUUUUCUCCAGUAGAAACGACGGGGCAGCGGUACAUCUAUACGGGUUGUGGGAUGGGCCGUGUAGUCAUAUACGACUCCCUGACUGGCAAGAUGGUCCAGAAUAACAACAACAGGCACGCAUCCUGCGUGCGGGACGUUUCGUGGCAUCCCACUCGAAACGAAAUUUUAAGUUGUGGGUGGGAUGGCUUGGUUGGAAAAUGGAUAUACGUGGACCAAGACAUUGCGGAAGAGAGGAAAAAGGAAAUAAACUUGAUGGACGACUAUCUGAGUUCCUGUAAACAGUUUGUGCCUCUUCGCAGAAGCGUCCGUUUAGCCAACAGGAAGAGGAGAGAAAGUCGCAAUCACAAUUGUUAACUAAUUUAAUAGUUAUGUGCAGCUACGCUCAUUAAGCUAAUACACCUUUUAUAUUAAAAACUAUUUAUAUUGUUCAAAA
Aethina tumida (small hive beetle) is the source of this 1834-nucleotide messenger RNA. Its product is annotated as DDB1- and CUL4-associated factor 11. Gene Ontology annotation, molecular function: protein binding. Bases 151 to 1755 code for a protein of 534 amino acids. Gene Ontology annotation, cellular component: Cul4-RING E3 ubiquitin ligase complex. NCBI's taxonomy places the organism in Eukaryota, Metazoa, Arthropoda, Insecta, Coleoptera, Nitidulidae. The record is from RefSeq and is a predicted model, not a curated record. Gene Ontology annotation, biological process: proteasome-mediated ubiquitin-dependent protein catabolic process. The transcript has 10 exons.